Molecule: messenger RNA, 773 nt
Organism: Pocillopora verrucosa
Lineage: Eukaryota; Metazoa; Cnidaria; Anthozoa; Scleractinia; Pocilloporidae
Product: peptidyl-prolyl cis-trans isomerase B-like
Biological process (GO): protein folding; protein peptidyl-prolyl isomerization
Molecular function (GO): peptidyl-prolyl cis-trans isomerase activity
Source: RefSeq, a predicted model, not a curated record
GCAACUUUUCCAUCAUUCCCGUAGUUUAAUCGUAGUGGUGUUUCGGAGAAUUGGAUGACUUUUCGUGCCCUCAGAAUCAUGAAAAUUGCAGCAGUAGUUACGUUUGCUAUCUGUGCUUUGGUUUUCCUUCUUUUACCAGACGAUUCGCAAGCUGGAAAAACGAAGAAAGGUCCACUGGUCACGCAAAAGGUUUAUUUUGACAUUACACAUGGAGAUGAAGAGGUGGGAAGAAUUGUGAUUGGCUUGUUUGGAAAAACUGUGCCAAAAACCACUAAGAAUUUUGCAGCUCUAGCUUCUGGAGAGAAAGGAUUUGGCUAUAAAGGAAGUAAAUUUCAUAGGAUUAUUCAUAAUUUUAUGAUUCAAGGUGGAGACUUCACAAAAGGAGAUGGAACUGGAGGUAAAAGCAUAUAUGGUGAUAGAUUUGAUGAUGAGAACUUUAAGUUGAAGCAUUAUGGUCCAGGCUGGCUGAGUAUGGCUAAUGCUGGUAAAGAUACCAAUGGCUCACAGUUCUUUAUCACGACUGUAAAAACUAGCUGGUUGGAUGGCAAACAUGUUGUUUUUGGGAAAGUUCUUGAAGGAAUGGAUGUUGUACGCAAGGUAGAAAACGUAGAAGUGGACGGGAGUACUCCAAAGAAAGAGGUGAAGAUCGCAGAUUGCGGAGUUAUUGAGGUUGAUGAGCCCUUCAACGUGGAAAGGGAAGAUUAGCACCAGUCUCUCUUCAGUGUGUUUUGUAAUGCGCAAGGAUUUUUAAUAAAAUACAGUUAUGAAUUUGA